Coniosporium apollinis CBS 100218 is the source of this 2655-nucleotide messenger RNA. RefSeq lists its product as uncharacterized. The record is from RefSeq and is a predicted model, not a curated record. Bases 1 to 2655 code for a protein of 884 amino acids. Gene Ontology annotation, molecular function: DNA-binding transcription factor activity, RNA polymerase II-specific; zinc ion binding; DNA binding. Gene Ontology annotation, biological process: DNA-templated transcription; regulation of DNA-templated transcription. The transcript has 6 exons. NCBI's taxonomy places the organism in Eukaryota, Fungi, Ascomycota, Dothideomycetes.
AUGCCGGGUAUACUUCCAAUGAAGGUAAUCAAGGUGGGCAAUGCAAUGAACGGGACAACUAGAAUCGCGCAGGCUUGCGAUCGGUGCCGGUCCAAGAAAAUAAGAUGUGACGGUGUAAGACCGAGCUGCACACAAUGCGUCAAUGUUGGCUUCGAAUGCAAAACGAGCGACAAACUAAGUCGAAGAGCGUUUCCCCGGGGCUACACAGAGUCGUUGGAAGAGAGGGUUCGGUGCCUCGAGGCCGAGGUCAGGGACUUGAAAGACCUGCUAGACGAGAAAGAUGAGAAGAUAGACAUGUUGUCCAGGAUACAUUCGCACUCGCCGCAGUCUCUAAACACUCCCCGGAGACCGAGCGCCGUAUCGCUAGUACCAGUCCCCGAGCAGAGGGAGGAGCAGGUUGAUAAGGACGACGUCUUCAAGGUUCAGCAGCCUCCUUUGUUGUUGGACGACGAGGAGUCCAAUGCAUGCUUCAUGGGCGCCUCUAGCGGACGACAUAUGAUCGAUUCUUACAGACUCAGGCUACAAGAAGCCGGCAAGGCUUACGCGGACAUCAGUUCCGAAGCGUUCCUCGGCGCAGAGUCUCACGCUUCAUGCCACAGUCUGGUUACUUCAUGCCGAUCGCCUCCACGCAUAGUUUCAGAUCAGAUGAUCAACAUCUUCUUCCAGGAGUGGGCACCACUCUUUCCGGUUCUGCACCGUCCAGCUGUCCUUCAGCUAUACGGCGAGUACAUUUCCGAUCCAGAAGCAGUCCAGGACAAGAAAUCUAUCGCACAGCUGAAUCUUGUUUUCGGGAUUGCUGCGCUCUCAAGCGAUUCCUACGAUUUGCAACAGCUCGCAUCGUUUGAAGCUCAAUGGCAAGAAGCGCUCGAGUCGUGCCUAAUGGACAGCUCUUUGGCCACUUUACAAUGCCUUGUUCUAGCGCAGAUUUACUGCCUGCAGAGGUCCGACCACGCACGACUGCUCAAGUACAAGGGCAUCGCAGUCGGCUUGUCGUACCGCCUUGGUCUUCAUCAGCCCCAGAAGUGCUUUGCGCUGGACACGCUCACUAGCGAGACAAGGAAGAAAGUGUUUUGGACUCUGUAUACUCUUGACUGCUUCUCUGCCGCUCAGCUCGGCAUGCCGAAGCUCAUGAAAGAAGAAGAUGUUCACUGCGAAUUCCCGGUCGAUACUGACGACGAAUACAUCACCGAAAACGGGUUUCUCUCAACCCUUCCCGGGGAGUUUACAAAAGUGUCGAGCGCUCUCGCUCUUUUCCGUGUGUCGCGAAUUCUUGCCAAGGUCUUGAACGAUAACUACACUUCUUCAGCGUCGCAUACAAUAUCAUUCCGCGGGAUGGCCGCUCUUGUCGAUGAGCUGGAUAACUGGCAGGUCAACCUUCCUCAGCAUCUGAAGCUACAGUUUGCCCAAGACAGACCGAGCACCAAUGUUACAGGCAGUCGCUCGCCAAUUCUUUCUUUAACUUACCACUACAUCCGGUCCUUGAUCUACCGCCCAGCUGUUUGCGCUGGACUGGGCAACCGAGCUUCUUCUGCAGUCGUCGCCAUUGCUGGAUCGUCCAAGUCUGUCAUUCAGAUCAUCCAGCUCCUAGAGGAAAGAAGUCUCUGCUUCUCCAUGUGCAUGAACAAGCACGAGCUACUGGUCCUGUCGGCUUUCGGUCUCCUGUUCCAGAAUCUUGACCUGGACCCCGAAGGCCGCCUGAUCAAAGAAAACCAACGAAUGGUAUCGACCAUCGCGGACAUCAUCGAGCGCUCCAGCCCCCGCCUAGCGAGUGAAGUCCGAAGCGUGAGCUUUGCAAGAGGUCCAGCCCCUCGCCCCGAGGCCCUCGCCCGUCCGCAACUGUCCCGCCACAACUCAGAAGGGAGUAUGCUAGCGCCCCUCAAGUCGUUCAGAGAAACGUCUAAACAACUCAAAGCCAUCGCCUCCCGCUUCUCGCCCUCCAAGCACAACCGGCACGAGUCCCACGACCCGAAAGACCAACGCCGAGCCACCGUAGCCAGCAUCCCCAUCCACAGCAACCAUAGCAACCAAAGCCAUACCAGCCUCAACUCGACUCGCUCCGAGCCAGCCACCCAAGCCCGCUCCGAGCCGACCAUGAGCCCCGUUGCCAAGCGCUCGACUGUGCCCGCAACAGCGAUCAGGCGACCCCCCACCGCCGCCGCCGCCCGUCACACUCCGAACCUCGACUACCUCUCCUUCGGCCCCGAUCCCGUACCCGCCUACUCCUGCUACCCUACCACGACCCACGCCUCGAAAAUCGAAGUUUCCUCCACCGAUUGGGAACGCCUCCUCAGCAGCCUCGAGAACGGCCAAACAAACAUCUACGACGGCAUCUACGGCGGCCCGCCCGUCGAAGCGCUGCUAGAUGCGCCGGCGCUCUCGGCCGCGGCGCCGGACGCGACGUUCGACUGGUCGCAUGGCGUGUGGGGCUUUGCUGCGCCGCCGGAGUACCACCAGCCGCCGCCGCAGAGCGUGCUGAGUUUUUCGGAUGAGAGUUUGACGAGUGGGGGCGCGGAGUAUGAUUCGAAUUAUGAGCUGGGCAGCGCGGCGAGUAGUGUGAAUAAUUCGGAGACGUAUCGGGGGAUCCUGAUUCCGGAAUUGAGUCCUUGUGGGAGUAGCAUUGGGUUGGGAGGGUUAGAUGGGAACUUUGGGCUUUAG